CAAAGACACGCAGCAAUCCCGAGUUCGAUCCUCGGCUGGGAAAUCACUUUUUUGCUGCCCAUUUAUUGCAUCAUCCGUCCUUUUCUUUUUGCAAGCCGACUGCGACUAUCCCGAGACGCUCCUCAGCUUUGGCCCAUUCACCCGCACCGCGAUGGAGUGCGGAAACCCGUUGUACCUCCACUGGAUCGAGGAGUGGAUGGAGCAUGCACGCGAACACAACAACCAGUCGUAUUUUAUAUAUCGCAAGGCGUAUGAGUCAAUGGCCAAGUACCCUACGCGGUUCACGCAUCCCGCGGAGGCCCUGUGUCUGGCUGGAAUAGGAGAGAAGACCGUGGCCAAGCUGGAACUGAAGCUGAUGCAGUACUGUAAAGACAACAACCUGCCCAUGCCCACAAUUCCCAAGAGGCGGAAAGCAGUUGGCCAUGUUCAGAUGGAGGAAGAGGAGGGACCAAAGCCGAAAAAGGCGCGUACCCCAAAAGUGCAUAAACCCUACGUACCAACUUAUAGAUCUGGAGCAUACGCCAUCCUUCUGGCGUUACUGGAUGCCAAAGCGACCGAUGGUGAAGGAGCCUUGACCAGGCACGAAAUCACUCUCAAGGGCCAGAUUUAUUGCGAUGUCUCCUUGACAAAUCCAGAACAUGGCAAGUUCUACACAGGAUGGAGCUCGAUGAGUACACUGCUGAGCAAAAACCUUGUCUACAAGUCCUCAACAAUGUAUUAUCUCACAGAUGAAGGCACGGAUAUCGCAGAACGAAUGAGACUCAUCACCAGCGAAACCGGAUCUAACACUACGUCAGCCUCGGAUGCACCAGAGCUUCCAACAGUCGCUUCUUCAUCAACGUCGCGACAGGGUGCGGUAGAUCCACCCAAGGAUCGUACAGUCAAAACCAAUGCUCGUUCAACCACAUCCGCCUCAUCCUCAACCCAUACAUCCCACCAUGAUGGUUACGAGGAUACUUUCAGGGACAAUGCCGAUGCACAUGACACCUACGACCUGUACAGAUCAUGGAAGGACCCUCGAUGCCACGCCUUAACCUCUUCAGCCAGUACAUCAAAAUCUAUUUCGUCUGCGGUGCCUUCACUACCAGCACUUCGUGCGCUAAACCUGCAAGGAAGCAACAAAGAACAACCAGUUAAUAUCCUCAGCGAUUCCGAAGACGAAAAUGAUGAAGUGUUGUCGAGUAACAGCAGGAGUAUGACCUCCACUCAUCUGAGUCGAGCCUCUGCAGUUCUCUUGGAAUCUACCGCAGUGUUAUCGACCAAGGGCUCUACAGGGGAAGCGCCCAAGGCUGUAUCGUCAGGGCUUCAGAGAGCGCCUUCUCUUUUCAAGAUACCGACGCAGUCAGCUGCAUCGGUCCCAGCUAGUCGUUCUAGAACAUCGUCUUCGCUGGAGUCCUCCUCAAUAUCAACGGCCUCUACAAUACCACACACCAACAGCUCAAGUGGAUUGAAGGGACUCCGGAUAGGCGAUUCUGAGAUAUCCACACACGACCCUUUCCCUCAUCUGAGAACCAAUUCAUUUUCGCUUCCGAGGGCCAGGAGCGCCGGGUCUACUGCGCUGGACAUCGAGAGAUUAGUAAGGUUCAAGCCGAUCACCUUUCAUCCGGGAAGUUUUGAAAUCUGUCUUAUACUGGAUAUUCGUGAGGUGCGAAGCCAGACGGAUCGCGACUACAUCGGAGACAAGCUGAAGGAACGCGGGAUUAGUGUGACCACACGUGUACUGGAUAUCGGCGAUGUCAUCUGGAUUGCGCGACUGAAGGACCCCAUUUUUAACGGCGUGACUGAACUUGUUCUGGAUUACGUUGUCGAGCGCAAGCGAAUGGAUGACUUUGUCGCAAGUAUCAAGGACGGACGGUUCAAUGAACAAAAGUUUCGGCUCAAGAGAUCGGGGUUGGCGAAUAUCAUUUAUUUGGUUGAGACAUAUAAGGUGGGUGAGACGUAUGAUAUCGGAGCAGAAGCUAUCCGCGCGGCGAUAAUGGCGACCCAGGUUCAGGAUGGUUUCUUCGUCAGGCGCACGAACAAUACGGAUCAGACUAUCGACUACUUUGUCAGCAUCACAAAUGCACUCAAACGUCUCUACGAGUCCGAAACACUCUACGCGAUCCCAGAUGAGAACAUUGACCGCCUGUCGUACUUGGAUCUCCAGGACCAUCUGAAAGCGCACAUGCCUGACCGGACGUUCUUGACCAGCUACAAAUCGUUUACGAUUCUCAAUGGCAAGUCUGAAACCCUUAUGGUCAAGGAUACAUUUGUGAAGAUGUUGAUGACUAUCCGCGGCAUCAGCCCUGAGAAGGCCAUGGAAAUUGCUCGGGUGUAUGGGACACCACGGGCGUUGUUUUCGGCACUGGACGAGGCUGGCGAUAAGGCGUCCCAAAGCCAGCGGAGGAUGGUCCUUGCUAGGUCUGGCUCGAAUGUGGGUAAAAAGAAGAUCGGACCCGCGCUGAGCGCUAAAGUGGCUGACAUUUGGUACACGGAUUUGUACUCCUAAUAUACUCCUUUGCGUUUUUUUCAAUUACCGGAAUAAAAUUACUAGUUUUCCGGUUCUUAACCCUCA
Molecule: messenger RNA, 2554 nt
Organism: Gamsiella multidivaricata
Lineage: Eukaryota; Fungi; Mortierellomycota; Mortierellomycetes; Mortierellales; Mortierellaceae
Exons: 5
Coding region: 152-2488 (778 amino acids)
Biological process (GO): double-strand break repair via break-induced replication; mitotic intra-S DNA damage checkpoint signaling; DNA catabolic process
Cellular component (GO): nucleus; Holliday junction resolvase complex
Molecular function (GO): DNA binding; crossover junction DNA endonuclease activity; 3'-flap endonuclease activity
Source: RefSeq, a predicted model, not a curated record